This is a messenger RNA of Microthlaspi erraticum, 2175 nucleotides long. The record is from the annotation of a GenBank genome assembly. NCBI's taxonomy places the organism in Eukaryota, Viridiplantae, Streptophyta, Magnoliopsida, Brassicales, Brassicaceae.
AUGGAGCAAUUCAGGCAAAUCGGCGAGGUUUUAGGGAGCUUAAACGCUUUAAUGGUAUUACAAGACGACAUCGUGAUCAACCAAAGACAAUGCUGUUUGCUUCUAGACAUUUUCAGCUUAGGUUUCAACACAGUAGCCGAAGAGAUCAGACAAAACCUAAAGCUCGAAGAGAAACACACCAAAUGGAGAGCCCUUGAACAACCUCUAAGAGAGCUCUUCAGAGUGUUCAAAGAAGGAGAAAUGUACGUUAGAAACUGUAUGUCCAACAAAGAAUGGUGGGGCAAAGUCAUCAACUUUCAUCAGAACAAAGACUGUGUUGAGUUUCACAUCCACAAUCUCUUCUGUUACUUCCCUGCUGUGAUCGAAGCGAUUGAGACAGCCGGAGAGAUUUCUGGUUUAGACCCUUCAGAGAUGGACAGAAGGAGAGUUGUGUUCUCGAGAAAGUAUGAUAGAGAGUGGAAUGAUCCAAAGCUGUUUCAAUGGAGGUUUGGGAAACAGUAUCUUGUCCCGAGGGACAUCACCAGCAGAUUUGAGCAUUCUUGGAGAGAAGACAGGUGGAAUCUAGUGGAGGCGUUGCAGGAGAAGAGGAAGUCGAAGAGCGGUGAGAUUGGGAAAACAGAGAAGCGGUUAGCUGAUUUCUUGCUGAAGAAGUUAACCGGAUUGGAGCAGUUUAACGGUAAGCUCUUCCCGAGCUCGAUUCUUCUUAACUCUAAGGACUAUCAAUUGAGGAGGAGACUCGGUGGUGGUGGUCAGUACAAGGAGAUUCAAUGGUUAGGUGACUCUUUCGUGCUGAGACAUUUCUUCGGCGAUCUUGAGCCGUUGAACGAGGAGAUCUCGACUCUGUUAUCGCUCUGUCACUCGAACAUACUUCAGUACUUGUGUGGCUUCUACGAUGAAGAGAGGAAAGAAUGUUCUUUGGUUAUGGAGCUGAUGCAUAAAGACUUGAAAAGCUACAUGAAGGAGAACUGUGGACCGAGGAGGAGAUAUCUCUUCUCUGUUCCUGUCGUGAUCGAUAUCAUGCUUCAGAUCGCGCGAGGCAUGGAGUAUCUUCACGCGAACGAGAUAUUUCAUGGAGAUUUGAAUCCGAUGAACAUUCUUUUGAAAGAGAGAAGCCACACGGAAGGUUACUUCCACGCCAAGGUAUCUGGUUUCGGUUUGACCUCGGUCAAAACGCAGUCGUUUACUCGAGCUUCCUCUAGACCAACAACACCUGAUCCUGUGAUAUGGUACGCACCUGAGGUUCUUGCAGAGAUGGAGAAACAUCUCAAAGACACAACAGCAGCUCCGAGGUCGAAGUUUACGCAUAAAGCUGAUGUUUAUAGCUUUGCGAUGGUGUGUUUCGAGCUCAUCACAGGUAAGGUUCCGUUCGAAGAUAGUCAUCUUCAAGGAGACAAAAUGGCGAAGAACAUUAGAGCGGGAGAGAGACCUCUCUUCCCGUUUCCUUCUCCGAAGUAUCUUGUGUCUCUGAUCAAACGAUGUUGGCAUUCGGAGCCGAGCGAGAGACCGACGUUCUCUUCGGUUUGUCGGAUACUUCGUUACAUCAAGAAGUUCUUGGUAGUGAAUCCUUAUCAAGGUCAUAUCCAGAUUCAGACUCCGCUUGUUGAUUGUUGGGACUUGGAAGCGAGGUUCUUGAGAAAGUUCUCGUUAGAGUCAGGAGGGUCUCAUGCAGAGUCCGUGACGCAGAUUCCGUUUCAGCUUUACUCGUAUAAGAUUGCGGAGAAGGAGAAGAUGAGCCCGGAGGAGUUUAGAGAAGGGAAGUCGGAAACAGGGGACUCUGUUUCCGAAAGCGUUUCUGUGGUUGAAGAUCCGAUGACGACGACGACAAUGCCGACGUAUACGAAGUCGUUGUGCUUAGAUGCGAUAUCUGAGUACUCAGAGUCAGAUGCGAGAUCGGUUUACUCUGAAGCUCCAAUGAAAAAGAUCUCAGCUUUGAAGAAAAGUAACGACAUUGCCAAACUCAGAAGAAACUCAAACGCAGGUUUAAGAUCUUCAGGAUCAUCGCCUGUAAAGCCAAGAUCAACACCAAAAGUGUCGUCGUCGCCGCUAAGUCCGUUUGUGAGAAGCAGCAGCAAAGCGAGGAAGGAGACGAGAUUGGCUUCGAGUACUAUGAGUCCUUUGAGCCAUGGAAGACGUAGACAUCUCUCUGGUCCUGCUUCAGACUCUGAGCUUACAUAG